AAAUAUUACCUUAGAGGUGAAGGGAAAAAGGGAACUGCAUUGAACUUGAUAAAUAUAUUUAUAUAUUAUUUAUUGAAGUAUCGGAUUAAAAGUCAAAGAUGAAUUUCAUCGCUAGGCAGUUUGUGAAGGCGAUAAAAAAUGAAAUAACAAAUCAAUCUCACGUGUGCGGCCUCGGCAGAACCUUGUCUUACAAAAGUGCCUACUCGCUGGAUAACCUCUAUCCGAAAAGCAGCCUAAAACUUUACACGCCCAAUUUUGUGCCCGAAGAUCCGAAUGCGAAAUUCAAUGGGUUCAUACCGAUGGAUGAACUCCAGAUUUCCUACAGCAGAAGCAGUGGACCUGGAGGGCAGAACGUGAAUCGAGUAAACACCAAAGUUGACCUGAGAUUCAACGUCAAGAACGCUCGAUGGUUGAACGACGAACUGAAGCCAAAGUUGUUGGAUAAAUACAGCACAAAAAUCAACAAGAACGGAGACCUGAUUAUUAAAUCAGACGUGACUAGAUCGCAGCAGCUGAAUCUAGCCGACGCUUUAGAAAAGCUGAGAUUCAUGAUCAGACAAGUCGCCAAACCUCCGCCUCAAAUUACAGAAGAAACAGAGGAGAGAUUGCGAAGAAGACACCUCAAAGCGGCCAGAGAACGCCUGAUAUUCAAGAGAAGGCUAUCGGACAUAAAGAAUAGCAGACAAAAUUCAGAUUCCGAUUUUUGAACUCUUGAAAGUCCUCGGUCUUACACCGUAUAACAUUCGUCAAUUGUACAGUAAAAAUUGGUUUUCUUCUAACAACAAACUGCGGCUAAUACAAAAUCUGCUGCGAGAUGAAAUGCAGAGACAUUUGCGGUGUAUCUAGUGCUAAGCCUGUUAUCAUAUGUGUAAAUCAGUCGCGUUGAUCAAUAAAGCCGAAGAGGAGUAGUUUU
Messenger RNA from Diprion similis, 913 nucleotides. Its product is annotated as peptidyl-tRNA hydrolase ICT1, mitochondrial. Gene Ontology annotation, biological process: mitochondrial translational termination. Gene Ontology annotation, molecular function: translation release factor activity. Gene Ontology annotation, cellular component: mitochondrial large ribosomal subunit. The coding region runs from base 99 to 707 and encodes 202 amino acids. The transcript has 3 exons. The record is from RefSeq and is a predicted model, not a curated record. NCBI's taxonomy places the organism in Eukaryota, Metazoa, Arthropoda, Insecta, Hymenoptera, Diprionidae.